ACCAAAAACUGUGGUAUUAUAUAUAAGGCGCCGUGUACACGGUUACCAUGGCCAUUGCUGGAAGAUGCAAGGUUAAAACUGUAGUUUUGUUAGGCUUAGCCUUGCUCUCCUUCGUGGCCGAAGGUGCAGUACCUGAGGGUCGCCGGCAUGGUUUCCGUGUCCGUCGCAAUCUUGCUGAUGCUGAUGCUGAUGCCACAGUUUUUGAUGUUAUGACAUAUGGUGCCAAGGCAGAUGGCAAGACCGAUAACUUUGAGCCGUUCGUUAAAGCUUGGAAGGCAGCAUGCAGCGCUAGUGCUCCAGCGACGCUAGUUAUCCCACGAGGAACAUAUCUGACUGGGCAGGUGGUUUUUCAGGGGCCAUGCAAAAGCUCAAAUCCUAUAACUGUCAAAAUUGAAGGAACCAUAAAAGCGACGACAGAUAUCAGCGAAUAUCCUACAGCUGAGUGGAUCCUGUUCGAGUUAAUUGAUGGCUUGAUCAUUACCGGCAGUGGAACUAUCGAUGGCCAGGGAGCCUCUGUAUGGGGAUAUAAUGACUGUAGCCACAACUCCGGGUGCCAACUUCUACCAGUGUCAAUUAAAUUCCACAGAGUGAAUAAUUCUGUUGUCAAUGGGAUCAGUUCCGUAAAUGCAAAAUCAUUCCACAUGUUCAUCACACGCAGUGCUAAUAUAACAGUUCAUGACCUGAAUAUCACUGCUCCUGCAAAAAGCCCGAAUACCGAUGGCAUUCAUAUAGGCAGUUCCAGUUUUGUUAAUAUAACUAACAGCAACAUUGGAACCGGUGAUGACUGCAUUUCCAUUGGACAAGGAGCGACCAACAUCUCCAUCUCCAGUGUUUUUUGUGGUCCAGGACAUGGCAUAAGUAUUGGUAGCCUGGGCAAGUACAAAGACGAGGAGGACGUAAGUGGGAUUGUUGUUAAAAAUUGCACGUUAUCUAACACCACCAAUGGUGUGAGGAUCAAGACCUGGCCUGGAUCACCUCCAAGCCAAGCUUCAAGCAUCACUUUUCAAGACAUUGUAAUGGAUAUGGUUCAAAAUCCCAUUAUCAUAGAUCAGAAUUAUGGCUCCCAUAAGAGUGCGCCAUCACGGGUGAAAGUUAGUGAUGUCCAUUACAAGAACAUCAGGGGCACCUCAAAAUCACCAGUUGCAGUCUCUUUGUCAUGCAGCUCCGAAGUCCCCUGCCAAGGUGUUCAAUUGGUUGACAUCGAUUUGGCCUAUAAGAGCGUCCGCAAAAGCAAACGCAUGCAAAAUUCAACCCUGUCAGCUUCAUGUCUGAAUGUGAAAGUCACAUCUGGCGGUAAACAGAAUCCGCCAGCUUGUCCCUAAUUUCUUCUCCUAGAUGCGAUAUCCAUACAUAUCAUAAUAUCAAAAUUUUUUUACCCUUUCUUUUC
Messenger RNA from Theobroma cacao (cacao), 1387 nucleotides. Lineage: Eukaryota; Viridiplantae; Streptophyta; Magnoliopsida; Malvales; Malvaceae. The record is from RefSeq and is a predicted model, not a curated record.